UCUAUUAGAAUGCGUAAAAUGUUUGCUAUUAGCCACACAACUGCUCAAUUAGCUCCGUAAAAUAUGAAUUAAAAUAAACCGGCGGUAUUUUAAUAAGUUUCCAGGUUAGAACUGUUUUCCUUUGAGUUCUCUCUGUGCGUGAGUGUGAGCAGAGAGCAGUAAGUGUGCGCGAGGCAGGCUCGCGUUUAUUUCAGAGCUCUUAGCUCAGCUCUCAGUACUACAUUGAGCCUAUGUGAGCAAGGAUCCGGCUAGUCUAUUUAAACUCCCUACUACUUUUGUACAUGGAGCCGUAGUGUACAGUGACAUAUAUCUGAGGAUCGAGAUCCGUGUAAAUAUUGUGAUUACCCAGGUUUACGGAUUUAUAUCGUAUUCCCUGUGUUACGAAGGACCUGGAUCAGGUUUCCAAUCUGGUUCUAUUGUUGGCCUGCAGGCAGACCAUACUUCCGAACCAUACACUGCACAUUGCAGACAUACACAAUACACACCUAGAGGGAAAUAGUUUCUAGCCACCUCCCACCCUUAUCAUUCCACAGAUGUGAGAACACUAAUCAAAUCAACCUCAGGGUCUCUAAUACUUAGUUAAGUGAAUCUAAUUCUUGCUCCGGGUUCAGUUUUAACUCGGAGUGCAGGAUGCAGUUAAUGAAAGUGAUUAUAUAAAUAUGGAGAACUGACCAAGAGAAAUUUUUACAAUUAAUUUGGUUUGGUGCCUUUUAUCAUCAGUUUGUUAGCUAAAGUUUUGGCAAGAGGGUCGGAGACUCAGCUAGACGCCAGCAUGAGUGCCUUGUUCUCGAACCAUCGGAAAUGAUUGUGAUUGAUUAUGUAGACGGGAGAAAAGGAGUAAAUAUUAUUGAUGAUAUGACAACUAGGACGGAGAUAGUGUCGGAUCCAGGGAUGAGGAAGCUGAACCAGAACUACGUUGAACACAGCGUGGACGAGUCCUACACUGGCGGCGGGGGUAACGGGAACGAUAUCUUCAUAGAUCAUCAUAGAUCCAACAGGGAUUAUCACAAUGACUCCGCCUACAAGUCUAUGAGAGGUUCUAGUGACUCCAGCUCCGCCUACAGCGGCUCCGAUACCAUGCACAGCAUGCAGAGCUCCGUAGAGACAGAGGAGGUGGAUCUCUCUGGGCUGAUGGAGUCCGUCGUGGACUCCGACGAGGAGGAGGAUUUAUCCGAGUCCAUUGGAAAUCUGACAGUGAGGGAUGCAGUGAGGGACUGCCUGGAGAAAGAUCCCUCGGAUAGAAACGAGGAUGAUAUUGAGAUUCUUCUAGAGUUUACUCAACAUCUAAACGCGUUUACAAAUAUGACUCUCUCUGUAAGACGAGCCCUGGUCGCAACCAUGGUGUUUGCGGUUGUGGAAAAAUCAGGAACUAUAGUUAUGACGGACGGAGAGGAACUUGACUCCUGGUCUGUUAUAAUCAAUGGACAGGUUGAGAUAGAAACUAGUGAUAGAGAGAUUAGACAACUAAACCUAGGAGAUAGUUUCGGUAUUACACCGACCAUGGAUAAACUUUAUCAUUCAGGAAUGAUGAGAACUAAAUGUGACGACUGUCAGUUUGUUUGUAUAACACAGACAGAUUAUUACAGGAUACUCCAUCAGGGAGAGGAGAAUCAAAAGAGACAUGAGAAGGACGGAGAAGUUGUCCUGAUCACGGAGCAUAGAUCUCUUGACAAUGGUAUAAGAAAAGGUCACAUUGUGAUCAGAGGAAUUCCUGAAAGACUAAUGACCCAACUAGUUGAAGAUAACUCAACUAUUGAUCCCACGUACAUAGAAGAUUUUCUCCUUACCCAUCGAACCUUUGUAGAAGAAUCAGUGAUAGUUGCGAACCAGUUACUGGAAUGGUUCGCGGACCAAUCUCUCCGGGACAAGGUUACACGGGUUCUCCUUCUCUGGGUUAACAAUCAUUUCACAGACUUUGAAACCGACCCCAAGAUGAUGGCUUUCCUGGAACGGUUUGAAGCCGAACUAGAGAAAUGCAAAAUGUUGGGGCAACUGAGAAUGCUGAAUUUCGCCUGCACAGCGAAAGCUCGGAAAAGAACGGUUACUCUGACUCGCUCGUCUCGCGAGGAAGCUUUACAGUUCUAUAUUGUUGGUGGAUACGAGAAAGGUUUUGGAAUCUUUAUCUCUAAAGUUGAACCGGGAUCAAAGGCUGAAGAGAUCGGAUUAAAGAAAGGAGAUCACAUCCUGGAAGUGAACGGACAGAGUUUUGAACACAGUAUCAAGUACAGUCGAGCCACGGAGAUACUCCGGGGGGUUUGCCAUCUUAGUAUUACAGUGAAGAGUAAUCUCCUGGCAUACCAGGAUAUGAUCAACUCCGAGGAUACAAUCAAGACAGGGAGGAACAGGAGAUAUGCAAACAGUAUCCUACUGGAGUCUAGUGUAGAUGGUUCUCUACCCUCGGAGAACUACGGACACACCAAUGAUAUCUCGGCCCCGGUAUAUAAGUCUAAGAAGGAGUUGUAUGUUGGGAUGAACGGAUCAGGAGCUGGAGGACGGUUUCUAGCUCUUAGCUCUAAACAACUCCUGAACCGCGCGUUUCACAAAUUCCUGAGUAAACCGAAAAGUUUGAAUCCUCAUGAGAGUUGUUUAGUAGAGGAGAUUAGUCUGGCGGGUGGAUCAACCUGUAACUCUAAUGCCGGUAUGUUCCCCGUAAAUAACCUGAAAUCCGACCUGGAGCACAGAGAUACCAGUGCUGAGGAUAGAUCAGAGUAUCCGGAGCAUGUUCUCAAGGUUUACAAGGCAGACCAAACCUUUAAAUAUCUUCUCAUACACAAGGAGACAAGUGCUCAUGAAGUAGUGAUGCUUUCUCUACAGGAGUUUGGUAUCACGGAGCCUAGCACUAACUUUACUCUAUGUGAGGUUAGUGUUGCUGAAGGAGGUUUUAUAAAGCAAAGAACCCUUCCUGACCAGCUGAAGAACCUAGCAGAGAGAAUCGGUCUAGCGAGCAGAUAUUAUAUCAAGAAUGUUCAUGAAUCUGAAGCUCUGCUCCCAGACGAGUGCGCCCAGGAUCUACUCAAGGAGGCAAAUGUAACCAUGCUUCAGCUGAACCCUGUUGAGGUUUCAACCCAGCUCAUGGUCGAGGAUUUUACCAUAUUCCGACAGAUUGAAGCGACGGAAUACGUCGAGGAUUUGUUUGAAAUUAAAUCCAAGUAUGGAACACCGAACCUAACUACGUUCAGUGCUCUUGUCAACCGUGAAAUGAUGUGGAUUGUUUCUGAAAUAGUCUCCGAACCAUCCAUUCAUAAACGUAUGCGGGUAAUAAAACAAUUUAUAAAAAUAGCUCGACAGUGCAAAGAAACUCAGAAUUUCAAUUCCAUGUUCGCUAUUAUCUCCGGCCUGGGUCACGGUUCCGUCUCCAGGCUUAAAUCAACCUGGGAGAAACUUCCCUCAAAAUAUCAAAGACUAUUUACCGAGAUGCAGCAGCUGAUGGACCCCUCCAGGAACAUGAGCAGGUACAGGAACCUUGUAAACUCGGAGAACGUCCAGCCUCCCAUCAUCCCGUUCUAUCCGGUCGUGAAGAAGGAUCUGACCUUUAUCCACCUGGGGAACCACAGCAAGGUGGACGGCCUAGUCAACUUUGAGAAGAUGCGGAUGAUUGCAAAAGAGGUUCGAACCUUGACGAAUAUGUGUUCUGUUCCCUUGGAUCUGUUCUCAAUGCUAGAGCUAGGAGGACAACAACCUUCAACAGCAAUGGUUGCCAUGAAUCAGCUGACUACUGGUCAACACCUGGCGUCAAGAAGAGGAAGGAAAAAGGUUGCCGGAAUCCCGAAUCCUAAACGAAUGUUCGAAGAGGCCCAGAUGGUGAGGAGGGUGAAGGCCUACCUCAAGUCAAUGAAGGUGAUCACGGACGAGGAUGAACUCCACAAGAUGUCUCUUGAAUGUGAACCUCCCCAGGCUGGAAUGCAUCAACAUCAAACAGUUCUGAUUCGUAAACGGACCUCCAGUCCUUCUCCUUCUGCUGCUAGUAGUAACUCUUCUACUCCGUCACAUAAUUCAGAAGAUCGGAGAAACUUAAUGAUCUCUUCACAGAAGUUUGGAGCUGCCAGUCCUCAGGCGGUUAAGAAACUACUCGCUCUAUCCGAGCAGACAAAACCUAGACAUAAAUCUCAUCCCGGAGUUGAGAGAGAUCAACCCAGUCCUAGCCAACCUAAACCUGAAAGGGUGGAGCAACCAACCCCGGUCAAUCUAACCUCCGAAUCCAGCUCUGUGUCAGGGAGGCCAAAGGAGCGUAACGUGAGUAAGACCAAAGUGCGGAAGGUUCAGAACUCCAUUGGCUCCAUAACCUCGUCCGAUAGUGGUUUCAGUACGGAGAAGGAGAGACUGGAGCGGAACCAAAGUGAGUCUCCUCAGCUUCAAAACCGCAGGAGAUACCAUCAACACUACCAUAGACAACAACAUAACCAUGGAAUACCGUUAUCUGUGCACCAUGCUGUCCCAGUAUCAAUAUGCCCAGGUUCUCCGGGUAGAUAUUACUCUAGACACAUCCCUGCUCCAAGAAUUACCAGGCUCAACCAUCUUCCCAUCCAUGCUCCCUACUACAACCACCACCCGGAGUCAGAGGACGAUGAGACUCAAGUGUCUGCAGUAUGAAGAUCAUAAAGAUGGACCUGAAGAAAAUCUUGUUACCUGAUUCCAAUCUCUCUACCCUUCUCCUGAUACCACCCUGAGACUAGGAGAUAUUAAACCUAAACCAGUAGCAUGAGAUGAAACCUUAAACCUGUGAUAAACAAUUUACAUUUAUGUAUUUUUAUGUAAAUUUAAUUACUAAACUUGUCUCUAUGUAAAUUUAUGUCGUUUUCCAAUAUAUUUAUAUUGAAUUAUUAAA
This is a messenger RNA of Eurytemora carolleeae, 4825 nucleotides long. RefSeq names its product rap guanine nucleotide exchange factor 2. Gene Ontology annotation, biological process: Ras protein signal transduction; positive regulation of GTPase activity. Gene Ontology annotation, molecular function: protein binding; guanyl-nucleotide exchange factor activity. NCBI's taxonomy places the organism in Eukaryota, Metazoa, Arthropoda, Copepoda, Calanoida, Temoridae. The transcript is spliced from 12 exons. The coding region runs from base 802 to 4590 and encodes 1262 amino acids. Gene Ontology annotation, cellular component: plasma membrane; apical plasma membrane. The record is from RefSeq and is a predicted model, not a curated record.